AAUCAGAAGCUCGCUGUUGUGAAGGCUAGCGCAGGCGCUCAAGUUCCAACAAAAGACUAGUCUGUGCUGCAGGCUAUGUCCUGGGGACCCUGUGUCCCUGCCCUCUCCUUCCCUCCCCCCCCCCCGCAGUGCUCUGGUACCAGGGUCAUACCAAUCACUGAUAACGGCCAUAUGUAAAUCAGGGGGCGGAGCAGCGCGAGAGGCCAGGCCGGCUGCAGCUCGGUCGGACGUUUAUCGUACUGGGGCUCUGCGCCGUUACUUUGCCUGCAGCAGCGGCCAGCCCAUGAGGAAGAAUAGAAGGCACGUGCGGAUUAGGGGUCUAUGGGAUGGAGCCUGUCCUGCGGGUGAUCCGGCAGGGGCCUGGGCGGGGCACGUCUAGCCAAUGGCUCGAUGGUAUCUGCAGGGAAGGCACUUCAACCCUAGAUGUGGAGUUCCCAGAGCUGGUUAAAAUGGAUCAGUCUAUGGUGCACCUCUGGGUGAAAACAGAACCCUUCAUAGUGGGGGCUUUGCAGAUCCCCCCUCCAUCCAAGUUCAGCAUGCACUAUCUCCGGAAGAUGUCCACGUAUGUCCGGAUGCGGGCCAGUGAGGGCUGUUACCCACGCCUUUUCUGGCCUAUGUGGCGGCACAUUGCCUGUGGGAAGUUGCAGUUAGCCAAGGAUUUGGCCUGGCUCUACUUUGAGAUAUUUGACAGUCUAAUGGAACGGACUCCAGAGGAACAUCUGGAAUGGGCAGAGGUGGUGUCCAGCUGCACGUCAGAAGAGGAAUUAGAGAAGCAGAGGAAUAAGCUGUCAGUAGACACUCUGCAGUUCCUGCUGUUCUUGUACAUUCAGCAGCUAAAUAAGGUUUCCUUGCGGACAUCUCUGAUUGGAGAAGAGUGGCCAAGUCCCAGGGACAAAUCUCAGUCUGCCAACCUGACUGGAAAAUCCACCUGUCAAAAUAAGAACUGGAAUGAUUACACCCACCAGGCGUUUGUGCAGAACCACCUGUUGGAUCUGCUGGAACUGCUACUGGACCCCGACCAGCUCACGGCCUCUUCCCAUUCCACUCACAGUAGCCUGGUCUCCCCUGAAGCUGUUCAAGCUCUCAGCUUUCUCAUUGAGGGGACUGUGAACAAAACCAGGACUGUCCAUCCUCUUCAUGAGCUUGCUCUCUGGCAGCCCUUGCAUGCGAAGAACGGCUACUCGAAGAUUUCCAAAGCCUUCUCUUUCCCCAAGCUAGAGGCCUGGCUGAGGGCCUGCCUGACUGGGAGCCCGUUUGGGACGUCUGCCUGCCUCAAGUCUGGGAAGAAACUUGCAUGGGCGCAGCAAGUUGAAGGAACAACCAAGAGAGCAAAGAUUGCGUGCAAUGCCCAUAUGGUCCCUGAGGUUCACCGCAUGGUGGUGAUGAGCCAGGUCUACAAACAGACACUGGCAAAGAGCUCGGAUACCCUGGUGGGUGCUCAUGUGAAGAUCCAUCGCUGCAAUGAGUCCUUCAUAUAUCUGCUCUCCCCUUUACGAUCUGUGACCAUUGAGAAGUGCAGGAAUAGCACUUUUGUCCUGGGCCCUGUGCAGACAGCCAUUCACCUCCACAGCUGUGAUAAUGUCAAAGUCAUUGGCAUCUGCCACCGUCUGUCUAUCUCUUCUACGACAGGCUGCACCUUCAACAUUCUCACGCCUACGCACCCUCUCAUUCUCUUGGGUAACCAAGCAGUAACUUUUGCCCCUUAUCACACCCAUUACCCAAUGCUUGAGGACCACAUGGCCCGGAUGGGCCUGGCUACAGUGCCUAACUACUGGGACAGUCCAAUGCUGGUGUGCAAGGAGAACAGUGAUGCCAGUGUCUUCCGACUCUUACCCCCCAAUGAGUUUUAUACAUUUGUUAUUCCUUUUGAGAUGGAAGGAGACACGACAGAAACGCCUGGGGGGCUGCCACAUGCAUACCAGAAGGCACUGAGUCAACGAGAGCAGAAGAUACAGGUUUGGCAAAAAACUGUGAAGGAGGCAGGGCUGACCAAGGAUCAGAGGAAGCAGUUCCAGGUGCUGGUGGAGAACAAAUUCUAUGAAUGGCUAAUUCACACAGGACAUCGUCAGCAGCUGGACAGCCUUGUGCCUCCUGCAGCAGGCUCCAAGCAAGCAGCAGGAUAGGAUGCUCUUCUUUUAACGGAAGGAAAGGAAGGAGUUGUGAAGAUGGAAGGUGACAAGCUGACGGUGGUUUCCAGUGAAUACUUUGGGGCCAUGCUGGUUAGACAUUCCUAUGGUGUUGCAAAUUAGUUCGGAUAUCUGGACCUCCGCAUCAGCAGGAGCUGGACACUUUUUUUUUUUUUUUUUGGUCCUGUUCAACACAUCACCUUGCUCCUUUCCAGGACUGGGGUACAUCAACUCCAGCUGGCUUCAGGAGGAAACCAGACGAAGGAUUGUGUGGUAAGAAAAGGUGAUGCAAAGACAAGCCUGCGGUUUGCUGUGGGCCUCUUAGGCAGGGUGGGUGCCUAGUUAAAAUUCUGGGCAUGUACGUAUCUUGCGAAGGCACUCACCCUGGUGUGACACUGGCCAUAGGGACAUGAGGCUGUUUUGUGCACCUGUCUGGGGAAGAGCUUGUUACUCCCUUUCAUAAAUGAAAAGCAAAUGUUUGAUUUAUUUUUUUCCCCUCUCUCCAAUGUGUAAAAUGAACUCGAGGUAUUUUUCUAUGUGGAGAUGGCGUUCGCACUUAAAGGAGGAAGUUUCAUGAAAUUGCUAGAUCUUUUUCUUUGCCUCCUCCUUGCUUCUGUGAAAUGUCAAUAAAUGGAAUUUUAAGUCAAGUCA
Molecule: messenger RNA, 2777 nt
Organism: Dermochelys coriacea (leatherback sea turtle)
Lineage: Eukaryota; Metazoa; Chordata; Testudines; Dermochelyidae
Gene: TBCCD1
Product: TBCC domain containing 1
Exons: 8
Coding region: 327-2123 (598 amino acids)
Biological process (GO): maintenance of centrosome location; maintenance of Golgi location
Cellular component (GO): spindle pole centrosome
Source: RefSeq, a predicted model, not a curated record